This is a messenger RNA of Elaeis guineensis (African oil palm), 930 nucleotides long. NCBI's taxonomy places the organism in Eukaryota, Viridiplantae, Streptophyta, Magnoliopsida, Arecales, Arecaceae. The record is from RefSeq and is a predicted model, not a curated record.
AUGAAGUUGGCAUGCUUGUAUUGUGGAAAGUCAUUUGCUAGUGGUGGGAUCAAUCGCUUCAAACAAUAUCUUGCAGAAGUAAAAGGAGAAGUAGAACCAUGUCAUAAGGUGCCGGCGGAUAUUUGCCAUCAAAUGAUACAAAAUAUUCAAGCUAUUAGUGAGAAGAAGAAAAGAACAAAGGAAAUGGGUGAAGAUUACAAUCCCUUUAGUGCAAGGCAUAAGAAACAUGAGGAACAAGUAUAUUAUAGGCAAUUAGGUGAAGAUGAUGACAUACAAGAAAUUCCUUCCUCAUCAAACAAGUCUAUGGGUAAUACAAGAAGUAAAAAUAUAGAAGGUGGAAAAGGAAAACAACUAGGAACAAUUGGAAAUUAUUUCAUGCCAAGAACAACUCCUGGUGCUCAAUCAACUAUAAAAAGCUUGUUGCAAAACAAAGAAGCAGUUGAAAGGUGUGAUCUUGCAGUGGCAAAAUGGAUGAUAGAUGCAUGUGUGCCAUUUAAUGCUGUCAACUCUAAGUAUUAUCAGUGCAUGAUAGAUGCCAUAGCUAGUAUGGGGCCUGGUUACAAAGCUCCAAAUUUUCAUUCUGUUCGUGGUUAUUUGUUAACCAAGAAUGUUGAUGAGGUAAAAAAGUAUGUUGAAAGCUUUCGUGCCACAUGGAAGAAAACAGGAUGCACAAUCAUGGCUGAUGGAUGGACAGAUCAAUGUAGGAGAACUUUGAUUAAUUUUUUAGUUUAUUGUCCUAGAGGGAUCGUAUUUUUGAAAAGCGUGGAUGCUUCAGAUACCUCAAAGAUAGCUGAUAUGUUGUACAAGUUGUUCAAAGAAAUUGUCAUAUCCGUUGGUUUUGAAAAUAUGGUUCAUGUAGUGACUGAUAAUGCUGCAAACUAUGUUGUUGUCGGUAAAAAGUUGGAGCAAGACUUUCCUACACUUUUUUGA